CAGCUCCUCCCUUCAUUCAGUAGAGCGUGUGUUUCACAAUGUCGAAACCUGAGUUACAACAGCAGUCUCGUGUGAAGACUCGCUGUCGUAGUGGAGAUCUCUGUUAUUAUGGCUGUGAUGGAGACUCUGCUCAUGCCUGUGUCCAUUACAGGAGUUUUACUUUCUGCUGUGCUGUUGUUUCUGGUUGUUUAUCUAAUCUCUAUCAGCUCCAGCUCUCCUGAAGAUCCUCCAGGACCCAAACCACUGCCACUUUUGGGGAACUUGCACACAUUGGACCUAAAAAACCUGCACGUGAGCCUUUGGGAAUUGUCUAAGAAGUAUGGGCCUGUGUUCAAAGUGCAUUUAGGACGCAAGAAGGUUGUGGUUCUGGCCGGGUACAAAACAGUUAAACAAGCACUUGUGAACCAGGCCGAGGAAUUUGGAGAAAGGGACAUUACACCGAUAUUCCAGGACUGUAAUCAGGGACAAGGAAUCGUCUUUGCAAAUGGUGAAAGAUGGAGGACGAUGAGAAGAUUCGCUCUCUCAACUCUUCGAGACUUUGGAAUGGGCAAAAAACUGAGUGAAGAAAAAAUCGUGGAUGAAACACGUUAUCUGCGGGAAGUGUUUAUGAAGUUUGAAGGACAACCAUUUGAUACAACCCAACCGGUAAACUAUGCCGUCUCCAACAUCAUCUCAGCUAUUGUUUAUGGGAAACGGUUUGAAUAUGAGGACCCAGCGUUUCAGGAUAUGGUGAACAAAGCAAACAUGAACAUCCGUAUGAUUGGUUCUGCUGUGAUACAGAUCUACAACAUGUGUCCAUUUUUGGGUCCCUGGAUUAAGACCUGGAGACAGCUAAUGAAAAAUAUGGAAAGCACCAGGAGGCAAAUACAGACCCUGGCAGAUGUCUUACAGGAGACUUUGAACCCGCUUGACUGCAGAGGACUCAUUGACUCUUUCCUCAUCCGAAAACAGAACAUACAAGAAACUGGAGAAAAAGAUUCAUCUUUCAAUGAUCAGAAUCUGCUCAUUACUGUGUCAAAUUUGUUUGCUGCUGGCACUGACACGACUGGCACGACGCUGCGCUGGGGUCUGAUGCUCAUGGCCAAAUACCCUCAAAUACAAGAUCGAGUUCAGGAGGAGAUUGACCAGGUUCUGGGUGGCCGUGAACCAGUUGCAGAAGACAGAAAGAACUUACCGUAUACAGAUGCUGUGAUUCAUGAAACACAGAGACUGGCUAAUAUUCUACCACUGAAUCUCCCUCAUAAGACGAGCUGUGAUGUUACCUUCAAUGGAUAUUUCAUCAAGAAGGGGACGUGUGUUCUGCCGCUGCUGACCUCUGUGUUGAGGGAUGAGACCGAGUGGGAGACGCCUGACACUUUCAACCCUCAGCACUUUCUAGAUGAGAAGGGUCAGCUGAUCAAACGAGACGCCUUCAUGCCUUUUUCUGCAGGGCGCAGGGCUUGUCUUGGAGAGAGUUUGGCCAGAAUGGAGCUCUUCCUCUUCUUCACGUCUCUCCUUCAGUAUUUCCGCUUCAGUCCUCCUCCUGGAGCGUCUGAAGAUGAGCUGGAUCUCACACCGGUGGUGGGCCUGACUUUGAACCCUUCACCCCACAAACUGUGUGCAGUCAUCAGAGCGGAAAGACAACUAAACUGAUCCCUUGUGAAAAGUUCAGUUCUUUAUACAGUAUAUUACACAUAUGUAUUAUCUGAUAGAGAAUUAUAUUUAAUGUGCUUUUCUGUGCAUAGCAUAAAGCGGUAAAUGGUGCAUAUACCCACAGAUUUUAUUUCAGCCUGCCAACCUCGCUAACGGUAAACUCUUUCCAUCAUAAAAUGAAUAAAUAAAUCAGUGAUCAAAUAGAUAUACCAUGGGCGUUGCUAGGGUUGAAAGGGAUGAGGGGCUUAGCUGCAAAGAAGAAAAUAAGAUUUAAAUAAAGAUAAAAAGGCUUUAACUGUGACAAUAAAUGGUUUAUAUGUCU
This is a messenger RNA of Danio rerio (zebrafish), 1954 nucleotides long. It is a transcript of the gene cyp2k8, whose product is annotated as cytochrome P450, family 2, subfamily K, polypeptide 8. The record is from RefSeq and is marked validated. Lineage: Eukaryota; Metazoa; Chordata; Actinopteri; Cypriniformes; Danionidae. Gene Ontology annotation, cellular component: endoplasmic reticulum membrane. Gene Ontology annotation, biological process: aflatoxin metabolic process. Gene Ontology annotation, molecular function: monooxygenase activity; oxidoreductase activity, acting on paired donors, with incorporation or reduction of molecular oxygen; iron ion binding.